AGUCGCACCUCCCCCCAGCCAUCUCUGCAAAGAUGAACACUUACUUCGACCAGUUCGCAUACGCCGUCGCAAAGAAGCACGAUGGAGGCAUCGGCAUCCCCGAGCCCAUCGACCCUGACCUGCACCACCCAGAGUCCAUCACCAAGGCCGGUGAGACGUACCUAUGGGUCGUGUUCGGUAUCAUGACUGCCGGCUUCCUCGGCUUCACUGCCCUGUCCCAGAAGGUCUCCUACCGAUACCGAACCCUCUACGUCACCACCCUCCUUAUCAAUGCCAUUGCCGCCGUCUCCUACUUUGUCAUGGCCAGUGGCCUUGGAAAGACCAUCGUCAAUGCUGACCCACACAGCUGGAGCUCCGUCCGUGAGGUAUACUACGCCCGGUACCUCGACUGGCUCUUCACAACUCCUCUGCUGCUCCUCGACAUCACUCUCCUCGCUGGCCUGCCAGUAGGAGAGAUCAUCAUCGUCGUCAUUGCUGACAUCAUGAUGGUCGUCACCGGUCUCAUUGCUGGUCUGCACCCAUCCCUCAAGUACAGGUGGGGCUUCUACGGCAUCUCUUGCCUCGCCAUGCUCUUCGUCUUCUACGUACUCGUCACGUCGGCUCGCUCCUACGCGUUCCUUCGAUCCCCCAAGGUUGGAAACCUCUUCAACCAGGUAUCUCUUGCUCUCCUCGUCGUGUGGUCCCUCUACCCCGUCGUAUGGGCCUUCAGCGAGGGAACUGGCAAGUUCACUGCCGACCAGGAGGUCUUGGCCUUUGCCAUCCUCGACGUCAUUGCCAAGCCCAUCUGGGGAGCUUGGGUCAUCUUCGGCACCCCCGAGGAGGGACACGUCAUCCUCCCCGAGUCUCUGGCCACCCCCGUUGGAAGCAACUACGGCUCUCUGUCCCAGGAGGCCCGAUCUGAGGACGCUUGAAGCGCUCGCCCCUCAACGAUCAUCCCUCACCAGCAGAGCUGACAGGACUGCAUCGAGACCUCACGGCACUCUCUCCCUGCGAGAACUUGGGAGCUGUAGGCCGUGGCCGUAGCAAGUCAACGAAGCUCUCCCUUUCUCUCCCUCUCUAUCCCCUCUUAUCUCUCACCUCCAACCCUCCCCAGCUUCUCCUCCAUCUGCUCUCUUCUUGCCUCUUCUUCCCUGCCCCGCCCUUGUGGCAUCUCUUUCCUCCACAUCAAUCCCCAGUCCUCGCACGGCCUCCCGCGUUGUUGCAACCUUGGAAGCGCAAGCGAGAGAAAGAAGAAACAGGA
Molecule: messenger RNA, 1240 nt
Organism: Microstroma glucosiphilum
Lineage: Eukaryota; Fungi; Basidiomycota; Exobasidiomycetes; Microstromatales; Microstromataceae
Product: family A G protein-coupled receptor-like protein
Exons: 4
Coding region: 33-911 (292 amino acids)
Biological process (GO): monoatomic ion transport
Cellular component (GO): endoplasmic reticulum; plasma membrane
Molecular function (GO): monoatomic ion channel activity
Source: RefSeq, a predicted model, not a curated record